This is a messenger RNA of Diaporthe amygdali, 729 nucleotides long. RefSeq lists its product as uncharacterized. Bases 1 to 729 code for a protein of 242 amino acids. The transcript is spliced from 4 exons. NCBI's taxonomy places the organism in Eukaryota, Fungi, Ascomycota, Sordariomycetes, Diaporthales, Diaporthaceae. The record is from RefSeq and is a predicted model, not a curated record.
AUGAAUUCAAAUACAGAUUACUGGUACUCUGCUCCCGAAGUGGUCCAUGCUGUCAAAGACAAUUUCCCAGAGCCGGUCCAUGCUUCCAAAGACCACUUCCCAGAGCCGGUCCACGUCAGCGCUGCUGGUACAGAAUACAUGAAGACGGGCCAAUGGGCGCCAUAUCCAGAGUCGCAUUAUCUGGGAGCACAAAAUGCUGAGGAGCAUCACCCUGAAGAGCAUUACGCUGAGGAGAACCACCCUGAAGAGCCCCAUCCAGAAGCGGGCCCUCAAAAAGAGGGCACUAGGAAACGAAUUUGCGGGCUCGCAUCACGAACAUUCUGGGUCGUGUUAUCGGUCACUGCUGUGGCGAUCGUGGGCGCAGCAGUCGGCAUUGGCAUCGGUGUCUCGAUUGCCAACCGAUCUCAGUCUACUCAGAGGGACGUCCUCGUGAGCAAGUACACAGCGGACUUGAACACAUGUAUCAACCAGUGUGCCGAGUACAACUACAACAAUUCUACAGAGAUUGCUGCAGGUGCAAAUGCCUGCAAUACGCACUCGUUGAUGUGGCAAAGAGAGCCUGAAGUCAAGGCGCUGGCCUGCAACGGAUGCCUCUACACCAACAGUACAAACUACGCUAUGUCCCAUGGCACAGCCAUCUUCAGAAAGAACCAUCAGGUCCGGCGCCUGCAUGAAGGCUUGAUACAGAUCGCCUUCGGCAAUCACACUGCGUCCAAAGACCAACAGUAA